This is a messenger RNA of Durotheca rogersii, 2122 nucleotides long. RefSeq names its product phosphate permease. Lineage: Eukaryota; Fungi; Ascomycota; Sordariomycetes; Xylariales; Xylariaceae. Bases 108 to 1835 code for a protein of 575 amino acids. Gene Ontology annotation, biological process: phosphate ion transport; transmembrane transport. Gene Ontology annotation, molecular function: phosphate transmembrane transporter activity. The transcript has 4 exons. Gene Ontology annotation, cellular component: membrane. The record is from RefSeq and is a predicted model, not a curated record.
AUCGCCUACCUAUUCUUCUUUCUACAAAUUAUAUCGUAUCGCAUGCUCAGCUCAAAUACCGAGAGGGUCAACUCGUAACGCUCCCCCUCUCUCUGCGUUCUGCAGUCAUGGCAGAAAACGCUCUAUUCCCAAUGCAAUCAACGCACCAAGUCGCUCAGAAGACCUCUGGUGGGAAUAACGCUUACCACAACUUCCACAAUGACUUCCUUCACAUUCAGGACCCUAAUGAGCGUCGUCGUCUCGCGCUCGCCGAGAUUGAUAAGGCUCCCUUCGGAUGGUACCAUGUCAGGGCUUGUGUUGUCGCCGGCAUCGGGUUCUUUACCGAUUCAUACGAUAUUUUCGCCGUCAGCUUAUUGAACAUCAUGUUAGGAAUUGUCUACCACCCAAGCACCGGAUCCCUCCCCACCUCCUCCGAUAGCGCUAUCAAGUUAUCGACGUCCGCUGGAACCGUCGUCGGCCAGUUAGUGUUCGGCUUCCUUGCCGACCGGGUCGGUCGAAAGCGGAUGUACGGUCUCGAGUUGAUCAUAAUCAUCUUUGCCACCCUCGGCCAGGCCCUCAGCUCCGGCUCGCCCUCGGUCGACAUCAUCGGCAUCAUCAUCUUCUGGCGUGUGCUUUUAGGAGUGGGUAUUGGUGGAGACUACCCGCUAUCCAGCAUCAUCACUUCCGAGUUUGCGACCACUAAAUGGCGAGGAGCUAUGAUGGGAGCCGUCUUUUCCAUGCAGGGCAUUGGCCAGUUGGUCUGCGCAUUCGUCAUGCUGUUUGUCACCCUUGGCUUUAGAGAGGCUCUCUCCGCCUCGCCGGGUAUCGAUAAUUGCGAGGGCUACUGUGCUGUCGCCGUCGACAAGAUGUGGAGAACCCUGAUUGGUUUCGGUGCGGUCCCGGCUUGUAUCGCACUCUACUACCGACUGACGAUUCCCGAGACUCCUCGCUACACUUUCGAUGUUGGCCGCGACAUCGAGAAGGCCUCUGACGACGUCAAGGCAUACAUGUCGGGCCGGCGCGAGGGUCAUCCGGACGACAUCGCCCGCAUCCAGGCCCGCGAGGCUGCCGAGACUCAGAUGACGGUCCCUAGGGCUAGCUGGAGCGACUUCUGCCGCCACUAUGCUAUUCCCAAGAACGGCCUGCUUCUGUUUGGCACGGCCGGCUCCUGGUUUCUUCUAGAUGUCGCUUUCUACGGUGUCACCUUAAACAACGCAACAAUUCUUGGCAUUAUCGGCUACUCCACGACCGGCGCACAGUCUACCUACGAGGUUUUGUACAAGACGGCCAUUGGCAACUUGAUCAUCGUCCUCGCCGGGGCCGUUCCGGGUUACUGGGUGUCGGUCGCCACGCUUGACAUCCUCGGAAGGAAGACGAUACAGAUGGGCGGCUUCCUCAUCCUGACGAUCCUGUUCGUGGUAAUGGGCUUCGCGUAUAACCACCUGUCGUCGAAUGGCCUACUAGCAAUCUACGUGCUCGCCCAGUUCUUCUUCAACUUCGGGCCGAACAUGACGACCUUCAUCGUGCCGGGCGAGGUGUUCCCGACGCGGUACCGUUCGACUUCUCACGGCAUUUCGGCGGCGUCGGGCAAGAUCGGGUCGAUUAUCGGCCAGGGUGCCAUCGCAACCCUGCGGACUCGAGGGGCUACCAAGGAGCACCCGAACCCCUGGAUGGACCACGUGCUCGAGAUCUACGCCCUCUUCAUGCUUCUCGGCGUAUUCACCACCCUCUUCAUCCCCGAGACUAAGCGAAAGACGCUCGAGGAACUCUCGGGCGAGGACCAACCGGUACCCUCAUCGGCGGCUACCGCCGUCACCGCCGAGGGACCGAGGGCGAAGACUAGCGACUCGCUAUAGUCUAGUUGGACUCAACGCUAUACGAUCUGAUUUUGGAUUUUGGACUCACAGAGGGAGGCUCAGCGUUAUUUCCCGGCAUAGACGAAUGAACCCGAGUAGGUAUUUAUUUAAAACCGCGUUCGAAAAGCGUCAUGCACACCGUUUCAUGGUUUUUCUUUUUGUUUUGGUAGACGAAGGAGGUCAAGCCGACCGAUGCGGAGUCGGUAGGAGGAGGAGUGGCAAGGAGACGUCGGGCUCGGUUACGCGGGUAUACGACCACACUAAUGACACCCACACAUGCGGCGAUG